Molecule: messenger RNA, 381 nt
Organism: Brassica napus (rape)
Lineage: Eukaryota; Viridiplantae; Streptophyta; Magnoliopsida; Brassicales; Brassicaceae
Exons: 1
Coding region: 1-381 (126 amino acids)
Molecular function (GO): nucleic acid binding; RNA-DNA hybrid ribonuclease activity
Source: RefSeq, a predicted model, not a curated record
AUGAAUAAUAAAAUUUUUAGCAAUUUGGAUAUCGACCCCAGGGAUACUCUUACCUUGGCAGAAACAGAGGCGACUCUAUGGGCUGGAGCACCAGAUAUAGAGACAGAGACUUUACCGUCGAUCCCCGGCAGGUGGUGUUUUACAGAUGGUUCAUGGAAAGAGAAUGAGCUUAUGGCUGGACAAGGAUGGUAUAGUACUCUGGAAGGUUUCGAUGGUUUGAUUGGGGCAAGAAAUGUUAGAGAGAGUCUUUCUCCUCUGCAUGCAGAGAUGGAAGCACUUAUUUGGGCAAUGGAAUGUAUGAGGAAUUUACGUCAGUUUCGGGUCAUAUUUGCAACAGACUGUUCGCUAUUGGUGAAGAUGAUUUCGGAACCAGAAGAAUGA